Messenger RNA from Thunnus maccoyii (southern bluefin tuna), 785 nucleotides. Its product is annotated as trypsinogen-like protein 3. Gene Ontology annotation, molecular function: serine-type endopeptidase activity. NCBI's taxonomy places the organism in Eukaryota, Metazoa, Chordata, Actinopteri, Scombriformes, Scombridae. Gene Ontology annotation, biological process: proteolysis. The transcript has 5 exons. Bases 15 to 785 code for a protein of 256 amino acids. The record is from RefSeq and is a predicted model, not a curated record.
ACAAGACAUACAGCAUGAAUCUUCUCCUUCUAGUGGUUGCUUUGGGGCUUGCAGGAGCGUCUCCCCUGGAGGACUACAAGACAUGUCAGCCUCACUCCAGACCCUGGCAAGUCUAUCUGCAUGGUGGAGGAGUAUCCUGCAGUGGUGCUCUUAUCGAUGAGUGGUGGCUUGUAACCUCCUUUGACUGUGCACCCACAUCUUACAGUACCAUUGCAUCUCUUGGGGAACAUGACGUGACAGUGGAGGAGGGCACUGAGCAGCACAUUCAUGUUGCUGAGGUAAUCCGUCACAGCCCCUACCGCUCACCCCUCCACAGCCUCACAAUGGUCCGUCUGACUAAGCCCGCCCGCUUUACCCAGUAUGUCCACCCCAUCCGUCUGCCCAGCCACUGCCCACAGCCUGGACAGACCUGCUAUGUCAGCGGCUGGGGCUCCACCAUCCCAAAUCAAUAUGAGCCUCCUCAAAGCCUGAAGUGUAUAACUGUGCCUGUUGUGGAUGACCAGACUUGUAUGAACACUUUCCCUGAGUACCUGUACUGGAGCCCUUUCAUGGUCUGCGCUGGUCAAGUAAACACAGAUAACUGCAUGAAUAAUGGUGGCAGUGUGAUGGUGUGCGAUGGCCAGCUGCAGGGUGUGCAGUGGUUCAGACAUGGCUGCAGGAACCCAGCUGACCCAAGUGUCUACACCAAGCUGUGCAUGUACAAUGACUGGAUCAACAAUGUGAGGGACAGUUACAUACCCAUUCUGCCAACUGAAACCACUCCAAGGAUGCAAACACUAUUAUGA